Molecule: messenger RNA, 3284 nt
Organism: Ceratina calcarata
Lineage: Eukaryota; Metazoa; Arthropoda; Insecta; Hymenoptera; Apidae
Exons: 4
Coding region: 604-918 (104 amino acids)
Source: RefSeq, a predicted model, not a curated record
AAUUGUUCCGUUUAAACAUUAUUAAAUAAUUAUUGUUGCGUCUAUCUUUGUGCUUUUCGAUAAUUGUUCGUUGCAAAUUCUUUUAUCAGAAUAAUACGCGAUUCAUACCUUACGUUCGCAUGACAAGAUAUUUUCAAGGCAAGGUAUAUUUGAAGAAUAGGCUAUAAAAUAAAAUUCAAUUGAUAAAUUAUUGAAAACAUUUAGUUUAACACAUUUUGCGGGUAUAUAGAACUUCUGCUUUUAAGGGCUAUUUACAAUGUACAUUACAAAUGUUAUAUUUGCACAUUUGCUUGGAUUCAUUUAGAAAGGUGCAUCAACGGUGACUGUGUGUAGGAUUAUAACUUUGUAAGAUUAUAAAUUGCAAUUUGAAGAAAUUCAGUGUUGAUUAUUAUCAGAAAUGAAAUGCCGUUGCAUUCAAACGCGCGUGUGUAGUAAGUCGCUCCUCCAAGUAGAUGCCGCUUGAGUAUCAGCGGCGGAGGUGUUAAGUCGCUCGAAUAAAGCGUCAGUACUUAGCAGUACACGGGGUACACAGUGAAAAUGGCGCUUGAGUGAAGGUGGGUGAAUCUGUGCGUACGUGCGUCCGGGAAGUGUUAGUUUUCGGAAAUGUGGCAGGAUCUGGACGGUCUGGGGGGUGCGGGAGUAAAUUCUGGUGCUCAUCAGGUCGAUCAGUUCGGCACAACGGGUAAGAAUAUUCACGAAUUGACGCCUGAACACCAGAAGAUCUUAAUCGACAUCAGGCGCAAGAAGACGGAGUUGCUGCUCGAAAUACAACGGCCUGGCUGGUCCACGUGGGUCCUGACCCUCGACAUCCAUGACGUCAGGCUCUCGUCGCGGUCACCGACGGGGAUGGAUCUGUUGCUGGUAUUUCUGCCCGGUUAUCUGGCUCUGCCGCCGCGAACGAUCCCGAAAGGAAGAUGACGAAGCGACGUAAGAAGAGUCAAUCAGGGAAAAUCGAAAUCAUCUGGUAGCGAAUCGGCGGGCAAAUAAACUAUAAAUAUUUAGCUAACUCUGAGGUCGUUUCGAAGCCGGCUUAUUGCUCUAGCGAUGGAAAUAGAACCAUGAACGAACGAUCUCUGCGCGGAAGGAGAAAGUCUCGUCACUAAUUACGGUGACAUCAUUAUUUAUUCUUACUUUCGUUCAAUCUCUCCCCGACUCGGGGAUGACCGUUUGUCUCGGAAUCGUGUCAGUGGACCUGUUGAACACCGCGAAGUUCGAUUCUCAUAGAAAGUUUAAUUCGCACGCGUCGCCCGUGGAAAAUAUGAAAAUCGAGCAUUGGGAAUCGGGUCAGUGUGCCAGUGAGUAUCGCGGAAGAAAAACGAUCUCUUCACCUGCGAUAUUCUUCGUUCCUCUCUGAACACACAUUUGUCAAAGUUUCAGAAACUUUCCCUCGACUCUCGAUUUUCCUUCGAUCAAAUCUUCAUCAGGGAAAUUAAACUGAACAUCAAGCUAAACUAUUGGAAUUUCGUUUCCAAUUAUGUAAAUGUGUAUAAACGAGGAGGAAAAGAAAAACUCUUAAAUUACUCGUACAUUAAAUUAUUCAUGUAUUCCACACAUUGAUCCUAAAUAGAGAUAGAAUGAAUAUUUGCAAAUUUUUUUGUGACCAUCUUUAUUCGUACACGAUAUUAAUCUCGUCAUUCUCCUUUAUGACCAUUUAACGCCGAGUUUUAAGAGAAAUAAAUUGCCGGGUGACAGUGACGAGCACCCACAGAGGAAGCUGACGUAUCAAUGCGUUAACCAGUAAAAUCUGCUUGAUAGCAAUGUUAAUGGAUAAUGCGAGUGACACCACGCCACGCUUCCUUCUUCCUCGUGCUCUCUAUACUUUCCGUUUAGAUUCAUGCUAAGUAAUUUUUUGCCUACUCGAAAAAUCGAACGAUUUACGACUGAGACGCAUAUAUAGCAUCGAACCUGCGUUAAGCGUCUGAAUUGCGACUAAAGUUCGUUGCAUUCAUCAUUGUCGAACAGGAACGUUGGCUUUUAUUUAGUCACGAGUGCAACGCGUGCACCCGGUCGCAUAAUUUUAUCAAAGAGGAGAGCAUGGAUUCGUUCUCCUUGUUUCUUCCUAUCGGUUAGACCGUUCCCACUGUUUUCGUGCAACUGGGAAACUUGCCAAUGGUAGGAUAAUCGGUUUUAGCGAUGCGGACCACUCUCAAAAUUCUUUUACUCCUUCAAAUGUUGCCGAUUUCGAUGCUUCGAAGCUUCUUCUAUUAUUGUUUCAUCGCCGUUAUCGAGGAUGAAAAGACGUGGAGAUAAUGGGUCUUCGUUUUAUCGCUAGUAAAAUAAAUUUUGCUCCUCGAGCAAAACAAGUCCGGAUUUUGACGAGGGACGCGCAUCUGCGUAAUCGAUUAAAGCCGGAUCAUUCCUACAGUUUGCAGCUGUAGCAGGUGCAAGCCUUUUUCGAUCUCAUCAACCUGUGGUUAAAUCGUUGACCGUAGGAAGAUUCUAAAAGUAAACUCGAAUUGGAUGACGAGAAUGUUUCAGGAAUAAUCUUUAUUGGUGGAUCUAAUCAUUAUUGUAUUUUAAAUAAUAAAUUCUUAAAUCCUGAGUGAAAAUGAGCAUCGGAAUUACAGCUUGUGCGAUUUUGUUUUUUUUUCUUUAGAAAUGUUCGACUAUUUGUUUGACCAGUUUACUUCAACUACAUUGGCAUAUACGAAUGCCAUUAUAGUAAUUUCUAAAUGGAACAUGAAAUUGUUAUUUUAGAAACUUUGCUUAACUAAUUUCUACAGAAGUUAUAUUGGCUCUUUUAACACCAAGACAGAGACACAUUCUACAGAGAGGAGAUAAACUGUCGCGCCGGUUACAUUGAACCAUGGCCUGUCAACGCCCUUCGCGACACUCCGCUCGCCAAUUGAUAAGCAGUCGGCGAAAUUUCACCGUGUCUCCGGAGUAUUCCUCGCACGAACCUUCGCCGAGUACUUACACGUACCCGGAGUGCACGCUCGUUGCCAAUGUCUUCCCGAUCGAAUAUUCUCAGUUACAUUGAACUGCGUUCAUCAGAAAAUAACAAAUCUGACUUGUAAACUUUCGUGGAGCUGCGAUUCGAAGUAAAAUGUGUUUAGGAACGAGAGUUGAAUCGACCUCGUGCAACGCAAACAAAUUUUACAGGCUGAUUCUAGUAGCCUAAUCCAUUUCGAUCGUUCGUACACUUGUACAAUCUGUAUGCCCAAUUUUUUUCAGAUAUUGUAUCAAUGCGUCAAGAAUUAUAUGGAAUAUUGUAUGAAUUUUUAUUCUAACGCUUAUAGCCAGCAGUGUACGAUUCAAAUAUUUUGUAGAGGAAAGUACACACA